ACGCUGAUCUGCUGGGACAUUGGUCUUGCGGGGGUGAAGACCCCAAUUCCCCGCAUUCUCCAAAGUUUCCCCAUGUCCGUUUUUGGGCAACACACUUCUGGCCAUCCCGCAAAUUAUAUCUCACGUAGAACUUUGAAACUGCCGUGAAAGGCCUAUGCAGGAGCUCAUGAGAUAAAUGUCAUUUCUCUAAUAUUUUAGUAUGAGCUACUCUGCGCCGUGAGCCUGCUUCCGGAAGGACAUAUCGGAGGAGAAGGGAGACUACUACUAACCAUAUGUGGAGUAAGAUUUAACUCGGUCUGCCCCGCACAUCAACCGUCAUAAAGCUUCCAAUCCCCAACAAUAAGCUUCUUAGGCCCGAUUCCCUCUCAGAAAUUACAAUUGUGCAUCCAUUGGAUCCUUUCCCGCCGCACCAACCCUCUCAAUCAAUGUUGUGCUAAAAGAAACCCCCACUCACCUCAACCACCACCACAACAUCGCCAUCAUGGCCUCAGCAUCAGACCCCCAACAGAGCAUGACCAACAUCCAACCCACCUCCCUCCAAUCCUUCGCCCAAAGACUCCUAGAAGCCAACUCCGUCACCCCCGCCCACGCCACCAUCAUCGCCAAAGCCCUCGUCCUCGCCGACCUCCGCGGCAUCGACACGCACGGCACCCAGCGCCUACCCUCCUACCUCGCCCGCAUCCGCAGCGGUGUCCUCUCCCCCACCGCCGAGCCCGUCUUAAUCCAAACCACCCCCGUCGCCGCACACAUCGACGGGAAGAACGCAUUCGGCUUUGUCUCAGCCCACCAGGGAAUGGAAGCUGCUAUCGAGGCCGCGAAGGUGUAUGGCAUCGGCAUGGUGUCAAUUAGCCACUCCAACCACUUCGGUAUGUCCGCAUGGCUAGUCCAGCAAGCUCUUGAUGCCGGUCUGAUGUCGUUGGUCUUCACGAAUUCGUCGCCGGCGCUCCCAGCCUGGGGCGGGCGCGAGAAGUUGAUGGGUGUGAGUCCCAUUGCAGCGGGAGCGCCGGCGGGUAAGACGAAGUCGUUUAUUCUGGAUAUGGCACCCAGUGUUGCCGCGCGGGGGAAGAUUCAUAAGGCGCUGAGGCGGGGUGAGAAGAUCCCGGGUGACUGGGCACUGGAUGGGGAGGGGAGGCCGACGGAGGACCCCGCAGAGGCGUUGAAGGGCGUUAUGCUACCGAUGGGGGGCCCGAAGGGGAGCGGGUUGGCUGUGAUGAUGGAUGUGUUCUCUGGGGUUUUGUCGGGGAGUGCGUUUGCGGGAGGAGUGACGGGGCCGUAUGAUCCGUCGAAGCCGGCGGAUGUGGGACAUUUUCUUGUGGCGAUUAAGCCUGAUUUGUUUAUGGAUUUGGAUGCGUUUAAGGAGAGGAUGGAUACGCUGUAUCAGAAGGUCGUGGGGAGUGAGAAGAUGGCGGGUGUGGAUAGGAUUUUUUUUCCAGGGGAGAUCGAGCAGGAGACGAUGGAGGGGAGGUUGGCUGGUGGGAUUCCGUUCGUGCAGGCUGAGAUCGAUGCUUUGAAUGCGGAGGCGGUGCUCGUGGGCGUUGAGAAGUUGGAGGUAUAGAUGGUAUAGGUUUGAUGGAAGUGAUGUGAAAGAGGUAUUCGAGAGGAGGCUUUCGGAGCGACGUUUAUAUCUAUCGUUGUUCAGUAAUAAUUAAUGAAUCUAUACUAUUUAACUG
Pseudogymnoascus destructans is the source of this 1670-nucleotide messenger RNA. RefSeq lists its product as uncharacterized. NCBI's taxonomy places the organism in Eukaryota, Fungi, Ascomycota, Leotiomycetes, Thelebolales, Thelebolaceae. The record is from RefSeq and is a predicted model, not a curated record. The transcript has a single exon. The coding region runs from base 482 to 1555 and encodes 357 amino acids. Gene Ontology annotation, molecular function: oxidoreductase activity.